Messenger RNA from Ilex paraguariensis (yerba mate), 3257 nucleotides. NCBI's taxonomy places the organism in Eukaryota, Viridiplantae, Streptophyta, Magnoliopsida, Aquifoliales, Aquifoliaceae. The record is from the annotation of a GenBank genome assembly.
CUGCACUCGUGUCUCUACACUCUCUCUCUCUCCCAAUAUCGACAUCAACAAACUCACUAUCUUCCAAACGAAAGGGACGAGCACAGAGUUGAUGAAUAAGAACGAACUCCCUCCAUUAAUACCAGAAGAAGUGGAAGAAAACGACGGCGAUACCACGUAACCAACUAGGCAAGAGGUGGCGUGUCGUCUCCGGCGUAGGAUAGCUUUCCUCUCUGUCCUACAUUUUGAUUCCCUUCCUUCAUAAUCUGUUUUUACAAAGCGGGUAAGCAACAAUCAGAAAACAAAAAAAGCAUCAAAACAAGCCGAAGCAACAGCGAUGGGAAUGUUUCAAGAAAAUGUUUUAUAAAAACACUGUGCUUAAAGCAAAAAACAAGAGUUCAAAGGAGGGAGCUGGAAGCUGUUGCGAACAUGAGAGAAACUGAAAUUCUGAUUGUUUUGGUUUUGGUGGUCGGAGUUCUUGCUACGACGUCGUUUCCCGCCAAUGUGACGUACGAUCAUCGGGCGUUGGUUAUCGACGGCCAGCGGAAACUCUUGAUUUCCGGCUCUAUUCACUAUCCUCGCAGCACUCCCGACAUGUGGCCGGACCUUAUUCAGAAAUCGAAAGACGGAGGUUUAGAUGUAAUCGAGACUUACGUUUUCUGGAACUUGCAUGAACCAGCUCGAAACCAGUAUGAUUUUGAAGGCAGAAAUGAUUUGGUUAAAUUUGUGAAACUGGUGGCUGAAGCUGGUCUUUACGUUCAUCUGCGGAUUGGUCCUUACGUCUGUGCUGAGUGGAACUAUGGAGGAUUUCCUCUUUGGUUGCAUUUUGUGUCCGGAAUUAAGUUUCGAACUGAUAAUGAGCCAUUCAAGGCAGAAAUGAAACGAUUCACGGCCAAGAUUGUGGACAUGAUGAAGCAAGAAAAUCUCUAUGCAUCCCAAGGCGGACCCAUUAUCUUAUCUCAGAUUGAGAACGAGUAUGGGAACAUUGAUUCAGCAUAUGGGCCAGCUGGCAAAACUUAUAUCAAGUGGGCAGCAACCAUGGCAACUUCUUUGGAUACAGGGGUGCCCUGGGUGAUGUGCCAGCAAGCAGAUGCUCCUGAUCCAUUGAUUAACACUUGCAAUGGGUUUUACUGCGACCAAUUCACCCCAAAUUCUGAUAAGAAACCAAAAAUGUGGACUGAGAAUUGGACGGGAUGGUUCCUUGCAUUUGGGGGUGCUGUCCCCUAUAGACCUGUGGAAGACAUUGCUUUUGCUGUAGCACGUUUUUUCCAGCGAGGGGGAACCUUUCAGAAUUACUAUAUGUACCAUGGUGGAACUAACUUUGACCGGACUAGUGGUGGACCUUUCAUUUCUACAAGCUAUGAUUAUGAUGCUCCAAUUGAUGAGUAUGGACUUCUUAGACAACCGAAGUGGGGCCACCUAAAAGAUGUUCAUAAGGCCAUAAAGCUUUGUGAAGAGGCAAUGUUAGCAACUGAUCCAACAAUAACUUCUUUAGGCUCAAAUUUAGAGGCCGGUGUUUACAAAACUGGAUCAGGGUUAUGCUCUGCUUUUCUUGCCAACUUUGGUACCCAAUCGGAUGCAACUGUGAAUUUUAGCGGCAAUUCAUAUCGCUUGCCUGCAUGGUCUGUGAGCAUCUUACCUGACUGCAAGAACGUAGUGCUUAAUACUGCAAAGAUAAAUUCCAUGACGACGAUUCCACGAUUCUCCACUCUAUCUUUGAAAGAUGGCAUCAGCUCUGAAGCAUUCCCGGAUGAUUGGAGUUGGGUUAAUGAACCAGUGGGUAUCUCCAGUAACAGUGCAUUCAAUAAACUUGGAUUGUUGGAGCAAAUAAAUACUACAGCCGAUAUAAGUGACUAUCUGUGGUAUUCACUUAGCACUGACAUUACAGGUGAUGAGCCUUUCCUUCAAGGUGGAUCUCAAACAGUUCUUCAUGUGGAAUCACUUGGCCAUGCCAUUUACGGAUUUAUUAAUGGGAAGCUUGCAGGGAGUGGAAAAGGCAGUUACAACAAUCCCAAGGUUACCAUUGAGGUUCCUGUCACACUCAUACCUGGAAAAAACAGAAUCGAUCUCUUAAGUUUGACUGUGGGACUUCAGAAUUAUGGCGCAUUCUAUGAUUUAUCGGGUGCUGGGAUCACCGGUCCAGUGCAGCUCAAAGGCUCAAAAAACAACUCUACUAUUGACCUCUCGUCAAAGCAAUGGACGUACCAGGUUGGACUUAAAGGGGAAGCAUUGGGUCUGCCUAAAGGAAGCUCCUCACUUUGGUUAUCACAGUCUAAUUUGCCUAAGCAGCAACCAUUGAUAUGGUACAAGACAACUUUUGACACCCCCACCGGCAAUGAUCCAGUUGCGCUAGACUUCACAGGCCUGGGCAAGGGUGAAGCAUGGGUGAAUGGACAAAGCAUUGGGCGUUAUUGGCCAACUUAUAACGCACCGAAUGGUGGAUGCACCGACUCUUGCAAUUAUAGAGGACCUUACAAUUCAAACAAAUGCCUCAAGAAUUGUGGGAAACCAUCUCAGCUGCUGUACCAUGUACCUCGGUCUUGGUUGCAACCAACUGGGAACAUUCUCGUACUGUUUGAGGAAAUGGGAGGGGAUCCGACGCAGAUAUCUUUUGCCACCAGACAGGUGCAAAGUUUGUGCUCCAGAGUGUCUGAGUCUCACCCAAUUCCUGUGGACAUGUGGACCUCAGACCAAAACACAGGAAGCAAAUCAGGACCCACACUAUCACUCGAAUGCCCUAUCCCGACUCAGGUCAUUUCUUCUAUCAAGUUUGCGAGCUUUGGAACUCCUCUAGGGGCAUGUGGAAGUUUUAGUCAUGGUCGAUGCAGCAGCACCAGAGCUCUUUCCAUCGUACAGCAGGCUUGCAUUGGAUCAAGUAGUUGCAGCCUUGGAGUGUCGAUUGAUACAUUUGGCGAUCCAUGUGUAGGAGUGGCAAAGAGUUUAGUGGUAGAAGCUUCAUGUGCAUGAGGAAAUUCUACACUAUAGCUUUGGCCUCUUCGGGAUAAAUAUGCAAAGCAUUGUCCCCAAGUAAGUGUGUAAUGGAAUAAGAAUCUUGAUUGGCCAAUGCUCAAAGAAACUAGAAAUAAUUUGAUACCCAAAAAAGAAAAAGUGUCUUAGAGAUAUCUUGCUUGCGUAUCCUUCAAUAAAAAAAAAGAAAACACAGCUAAAAAUAUGCAGUUUUAAACCCCAAGAGGUAGCUCAGUGGAGACAAAGGUAAGUUGUAAAUUUGCGUUAUGAGUUCAAAACUUGACACAUCUUUUGGAGUCAGAUUAUGAGAG